Molecule: messenger RNA, 1607 nt
Organism: Astrephomene gubernaculifera
Lineage: Eukaryota; Viridiplantae; Chlorophyta; Chlorophyceae; Chlamydomonadales; Astrephomenaceae
Source: the annotation of a GenBank genome assembly
GGAUUGCGUGUGCUUCUAUAACGUACUUGCACACGUCGAACCGUUGAUUGGACACCUGCCUACCAUUUGAGACUUCGCCAGCCAUUACACACAUCGCUACCUGUUCUAAGCAGCGUUAUAACCGUUACCACUAUCACUCCUUAGCGUGGUUAACUGCCCUUAACGAUCGGACAAUUGCGCUGGGGCAACUUGCCGUCCGCAUGCGCCUACACGCCAACCCAUUCUCUUCCAUAUUUGGAGGCGCACCGCGGCGUGGGAUACCAUGCGUAGCACGGCGGCCGCGAACUAUGGUUGUGUUAGCUGCGAAGAAGGGCAGCGACAAAAAAGGCGGUGACAAGAAAGGAGCCAAGAAGAGCGCACUGGCUGACCUCCUGAAAAAGAAGGAAGCUGGGGCUGCCAGCUCAGGCUCCUCCGCACCCGCUCAGCCCUCCCAGUACGACAAUCCAGAAACCCGCAUGCUGGCGUUCCAGAUGUGCGACUCCUACUGGCGACUCACCGGAAAGUACCUCCUGGAGGGGGUGGACUUCCAGCGGCUGCCCGCGGCCCUCUACCGCGCGCCCUUCGCACUGCUGGCGCACAACAAGUUCCAGGAGGGCGUCACGGACCCCAUCUACAUAUACGGCAACCGUGCCGCCCUGGAGCUGUUCGAGACGAGCUGGGAGGAGCUGCUCGCCACUCCCUCGCGCAAGUCGGCAGCGGAGGAGGACGCGGCGGCGCAGCAGGACCGCAACGGCCUGCUUGAGCGCGCUGCGCAGUGCGGCUACGUGACGGGGUACGAGGGCUGGCGGGUGUCCAAAGGCGGGCGGCGCUUCAAGAUCCGCGAGGUCACCCUCUUCAACAUCAUGGACCGGGAAGGCACCAAGCUGGGUCAAGCUGCGGUGUUCGACCAGUACGAGCUGGAGGACGGGACGGUCGUGCGCAUAACCGCCGACCCACGGGACGAUCCGGAGGCGGCUGCCGCGCCUGCUGUCCCCACGCCCGAGGAGGUUGCGGCGGCUGAGGCGGCGGUUGCGCAACAGGCGGCGCACGUGCGGGCGCUCAAGGAGGAGAAGGGCAUGAGCAACCAGGACAUCCCGGUGCAGAUCGCGGUUCUGGAGCUCAAGCAGCGCAAGGAGGCACUGGGCGAGCUGCAGCGGCGGCUACAGGAGGCGUUGGAGGCGUCCAGGGCGGCGUUUGAAGACGAGGAGGAGGAGGGGGAAGGGGGUCAGGAGCAGCGGAAGUGAAGUGAAGGAGGGCUGGGGCAGUGAUAAGGGUUGCUGUGUGGUACGGUAUUCCAGGGCCGAGAGUGUGGUGGUGAGGGGUUAACGUGGUAAUUGUCUGCCGGCUGAACGUGUCACAAGAUGGAUGCACCUAGCUAUGUUGGGCUUGGAAAGCGGGCUGUGAGCGGCUGUAACGUGGAAAGAACGGAGUUUGCCACAUGUCUGAGAAAGGGAGAUUCCAAGGGCCAGGGCGCUGUUUGAGAGGGAGUGGUUCUGCCGAUGAUAAGCUCGGGGCUACUAACGGUAAGUUGUGUAACUGUGAUGCGACGGGAAAUGAGGAGCGACGAAGUGGUGGGCUGUUGGCUGCUCUCAGCUGGAUCAUCACGCCUUGCAGGAGGAAGAGGUGAC